AUAGAACAUCAUUUAAACAGACGUAAACAAACAGCAAUCAAACGGCAUAACAAAGCAUGAUAGCUGCGACAAAUCAACGGUUCUGGAAAGAUUUUGCAGUUUUUUCGGUGAAAUUUUGCAUUUUCUCAGAGUUUUAUUAAUGUAGAAAGUUUACCAGCCGAAAAGCGUUAAAUAUGAGUGCCGCGAACCAAACCAUCAUUGCCGACAUCCAGUCACUAACCGGGGACGAGCUGGCCGAACAGUACCGCCGUUUGGCCGAUGCCUACCGAACGUUGAAGCGAGCGCACGAAGACGAGCUGCAGGCCAGCUAUGAAUUGCGACGGAACUACCAGACGGCGUCCGAAUCGGUGACGUACAUGAGCGCCGAACUGGAAUCGAUCGAUUCCGUCCACAAGGAGGAGCUGGCCAAAUUGAAGGAGAAAUACGUACUGACGCUGACCGGCCUGAAGGACUCCAAUGCCGAUCUCAAACAGUACAACUCCACCCUGGAAGCCACAGUGGAUGAUCUGCAGAAACAAACGUCGGCACUAAAGGAAAAAAUCGAAGAGUUGGAGGCGGGUUCCGCAAACUCCGAGUCUGUGACGGGAAACUCAACAUUGAAUUCGGAAAAGGAAGCUUUCUUGGAGAGGGAAAAUGAGGAACUCAAGCAAGCCAUAGCUGAACAGCAGGAGAAAAUUGAUACGUUGAUGUUGCAACUGGUCAACUCCGAAAGCACAGUGGAAAAUCUCAAGGAAAAGAUUGAGUGUGUUGAAGACAAUCUGAGUUCGAAACGGCAAGAGCUGGAGGAGAUUAGAACACUGUUGGAUUCGACACAGGAAGAAAACAUGCGAUUGAAUGGGGAAAUUGCUGCGCUGAGGAGUGCACCUCAAGAUGCGAACAAGAAAGGCAACUCGCUGUUUGCCGAAGUAGACGAUCAGCGACAGAAGAUGAUCGAAAUGCUGCAAAGCCAGCGGAAGCGAUAUACCGAGAUGAAGAAACUGUACAGUGAAAGCCAGUUCCAGAUCAGGAGGUUGACUCGGGAAAACGAGGAACUGUGCAACGAAAUCAAGGCAUGCAGUGAGCUGUUCGCCAAAGCGGACAACACCUUUCGUGACGAGAGCAGUCGACAGAUCAGUUCCCUGGGGAAGGAUGUCCAACAAUUGCGGGAACAGCUGGCAGCGACCGAGAGGCGUCUGUUGGAGAAGGCCAACGACAUUAAUUGGGUGGAUCCUUUUGUUUCGUUCUAUCGAAAUGAGAGUGGCAAUUUGAAGACUGCGCUGUUCCAAUCUCAGAUGGCCAAACGAUUGGUAGACGAGAUCUGCUGGGAAGCUCAACGAGAUUUGGCCAAGUGGCGCUUUGAAGCCCUCAAGUCGCGUUACAUCAUAAUCAAUCGCGAGUCUCUUCUAGAGGAACACGGAAUCGCUUUUGAAACUCUGGACGCUUUUCAACUGGGAAUUCACAUUGAUGAAGCAACUGUGGCCAAAGCCACACCCCAUGUGGGCUUCACUCCAGCAGUUGUGAAGUCCACUCAGGAAGCAUGCCCUGACCUCAAUCCCCUGGGUGAUCUAGAGAAUGAUUUGAAUUCUCUCGCCCUAGAUGAGUUGCAUCACCCUUCUCCUUUGAUACUACCACCUCCGCCGCCACCAAUGCCUCUGUCGAAGCCCCCUACGAAACAACUGCCGGAAAAGGUCGAAACAAUCACACCGCUUGCUACGCCUCUGGUAACACCGAUCCAGUCCCCCAAGUCCGACCAGAAAAGCUCCAAACCCCUAACAAAUCCCCUCCCCUACCGAGACAUUGUGUUCAUCCCGAAAAACGCCCCCCUGACCGACAGCCUAAAGAAGAAAAAUUUCGCCGAAAUGCUCGAGAAGACACAAGCGGAGGAUUCUGCCUCGAAAUCGUCGGCAUUCAGCGCCGUAAAGAUCGCAGAUGACGAAGAGAAAGAAAAUUUGGGACGACGGCAACAGGAGCAAGACUCAGCGCAAUCCAAAGCCUGGGGCUGGAUAUCGGAGAAACGAACCAAGAACAACAUCGUGGUGAGGAGGUUCAAGUUUCCCGAACGAAAGUUCCCCGUCGAGGGGCAGAAGGAAGCAUGAAUAUAGGUAUUAGUGAUUGAGAGUGUGUUCACGUACUGGACAUUUUGAAUGUGGUUUUCAGAGUUAUUUUGGUUGAAUAUAGACUUGUAUUUUGGCUAUAGCAUA
This is a messenger RNA of Aedes albopictus (Asian tiger mosquito), 2180 nucleotides long. RefSeq names its product protein Spindly. The transcript has 2 exons. Lineage: Eukaryota; Metazoa; Arthropoda; Insecta; Diptera; Culicidae. The record is from RefSeq and is a predicted model, not a curated record. Bases 174 to 2075 code for a protein of 633 amino acids.